AUGAACAAACAUGUGAUUCAUUUAAGAUUAAUGAAGGCUAAUAAAACCUCAUGGAAAAUUUUCCUAUUAUCAAAUAAAGAUGCCUCAUCCGCUGUGACGUUCUCACGAGAAUUGGCGACAUUCUGUUUCGAUUGCUAUGAUAUGAUUCACGACAUUAAAUUUUUCAACAUUUAUUUAUUUGGCAACCACGUGGUUAAGUAG
This is a messenger RNA of Clunio marinus, 201 nucleotides long. Lineage: Eukaryota; Metazoa; Arthropoda; Insecta; Diptera; Chironomidae. The record is from the annotation of a GenBank genome assembly.